AUGCCUGAGCCCCUGGAAUCGGAUCCUCCCCUUAUUGACAAAGAUGACCCAGAGUCUCUUUCACCAGCUGCGCUUCGUUUUGCGGACGACAAGCCUCAUGAGUUUCUCAAAUACCUUCAUCGCGUCUGGGACACAAACAAACAACAAGUCCUUGAAUCGACUAAGCUGCUGCAUCAACUGAAGCAGGUCAAGGUCGCUUGUUGCGACGGACAUCUUCAUCCUGUUUCCGAGGCAUGGCUUCGUACAACAGACCUCGUCAGCAUUUGUUCUAAGUUUCUUUUGCCUGAGGAACAAUUUCGUUUUGUUAUUCUUAACGUUCAGGAACCCAAAGUCGAGGAACGAUCCUCGUGGACCUUCCUCAGGGAGAUUUGCCAAUACGAACUCGGCGAUCAGUUUCUCACUGAUCUUUUACUUACUAUCAAGAAAGCAUGGCCGACAAAUGUCAAAGAUCCAGGACGUGUCUUCGGGAUUUACAACUACCUCCUUCGUCGCGCGAUGUAUAAGAAAUUAUUUCCGGGCGGGCCUCACUACCCCUACAAGUAUCUAUCUGACGAUGAAAAGCGGAACAAUUUCAACGCUGGCGAACUUCUCCUCCACAAGGGCAAAUGGAUAAAGCCCAGUUCAUGCUUUCUCCAUGCGCCAGAUUACGUGCGGUCGAAGAUAGUCCUCAUGCCCGUGUCCGCUGAAACUGACGCAAGCUCCUCUGAACCACUAUCGAUAACUGAAUUCUAUCAACUGUUUCUCGGCAUUCCGGACUUUCCUAUGGCCUGGUGUAGCAUCUUUUAUGGGCUGAAUGCUCUCCAGAAGUCGACUGGUCAAACGUCCAUUCAAUCAGUGGCUGAACUUUAUCGUGCGUUGAAUGAGUGUGAGCUAUCUGAGGAAGAGAGAACCACCAUGCGGUUAUUCAACAUGAUCGCUGUUCAGCAGGGUAGUGUCAUCAAGUGGCAAACCCAGCUCACAUGUAUUUGGUCGCCGCUCAUGAAAAUCAGAAACUUGGCCGAGUUGAGCAGACUAUAUCCAGAUCUCAAAGAGCUCUUCGUAGGCCUCCUAGGGGUCGAAGAAGCAACAGACAAAACCAUUUUGUCACGCAUGUCUGACGGGACACCGGAUUUCGAGAUGCGAGACCUUUUCAGCCUUCUCAACUGCCUGAUCACGAAGUCCAAAAUAUCGAUCAAACCUGACGAACUUUUGCCCCGGCGAGUUUUUCUUGGAAAGUUGAAAGGCAAAAGUUAUCGCUUUGCUGGCACGGAAGAGUUCUUUAUUCCCGAUGACCAGGAGUUCGCGGCAACCUUCAAGAACGAUCUCCCUCUCCUCGAUGCUUCUGCCGAGGAGAUCGCGAUUCUCAAUCCACUUUUCUCAUGGCUGGGCUUCGAGGAUCGCUAUUUGUCGAACCGUGUCCGCCACAGGUGCAUUUGGGGUCCAACUGCACAACAACAGAGGCUUGAAUGGGAUGUGGUUGAGAGGGCGGAAGGUAUUCUUCGAAUCGCCAUGCAUUGCGGCAGCCCCCGAACGACAACAAAACCAGGCAGAGUGGCACUUCUAAAUGUCUUGAGAAAUGCUGAAGUGCUUGCUGUCAAAGGCAUGCAGUCUGAAAAAGUGCUGCUUUGGCGUGGAAAAGGUUCCAGGUGCCUGGGCACUGGGCGGCAUCACCAUCACGGAUUCGCUGCUCCGAGCACACUCCCAAAGCUUUUUAUUCCUUCUAACGACGCAAGCCAUCCCGUGGACAAGCUCGUCAUUUACGUUUCACCUGACAAGGAAGAACGAGAACUAGCAGUCGUUACGGCACUCCCGCAGCGGUUGAUGCAAUGGCUCAUGGUAGAUCCGAAAACCCUGACAUGGGGAGCGGCCCCUGAGCGCGGCGUGAGCCUUCUGAAGACUGUGCUGACUGCUCCACCAAAUGCAAUUGAUGCCUUACUCACAAGUGAGGGAGUUGUACGCAUCCUAGUAACGAUGGCCAAUCGAACGAGGUUACAUCAAGAGGCUACACCCCAGAACACAACAUCAAAUGAGUCUGCUCAUCAGCCAUCCCAGCCUAGGCAUGAUUCCAACCCGUCCUCGGGCGUACUAUUUGAGUUUGUAGCUCACAGAAACGGAAUCGAGAACGCACCACUAGUCAGUUCCCUUACAGAAACCUUGGAGAAAGUGCAGCUGGCGAGCCUAUUCAUAUUCAGCCAACAACCAGAAUCAGCAGCAGGCCCCAGCAGCACAAGGGUGUCACAAGAGACGACACCCCAAGCAAACCAGCAUAAGUCAACCUCGGGGAGACAAACAGAAUCCCCCUCCGAGGACAAGAAGAUGCCAUUGAAGGACGAGCCAGUUCCUAGCGGGGAUGAGGACGAAUACACACCCCGAUACGCGUCUAUAAGCGAACGGCCCAAACUCAAACCCAUGUCGCGAAAGCGGUCUUGCUCGCCAUCAUCCAACUCACCACCGCCUUCUCACUUGAGUCAAAUCCCAGAUGAUGUGAUUCGUGGAAUAGAGAGACUGAGGAUUGCAGACACAUCUGAGGUGACUCUUCAGUCGCCCAAACUCAUCUCGGCAGCGUAG
Fusarium musae is the source of this 2547-nucleotide messenger RNA. RefSeq lists its product as uncharacterized. The record is from RefSeq and is a predicted model, not a curated record. Lineage: Eukaryota; Fungi; Ascomycota; Sordariomycetes; Hypocreales; Nectriaceae. The transcript is spliced from 4 exons. The coding region runs from base 1 to 2547 and encodes 848 amino acids.